Messenger RNA from Cryptococcus amylolentus CBS 6039, 805 nucleotides. RefSeq lists its product as hypothetical. The coding region runs from base 26 to 634 and encodes 202 amino acids. NCBI's taxonomy places the organism in Eukaryota, Fungi, Basidiomycota, Tremellomycetes, Tremellales, Cryptococcaceae. The transcript is spliced from 2 exons. The record is from RefSeq and is a predicted model, not a curated record.
CACCACUACCACAUCCACAAGAACAAUGUCCGGACUCCUUAACCAAGCUACCCAAGCCGCCAACAACCUGGCCACUCAGGCUACCAAUUUGGUCAAUCAAGCCGCCAACUCUGACACCACUGCCAAUGUCACUUCCCAGGCCAAGACUCUGGGAUCUCAGGCAGUCGGCGCUGCUGGCACUCUGGCCGGCCAGGCGCAUGCUCAGGCCCACGCCCUCGCACCUGGGAUUGUUCCCGCCCCAGCAGAGGGUGUUGACCUCAGCCACGGCUUGAAGCCUGAUAGCGAAGCCGACAAGGAGAAGCUUGCAAAGGCGUUGGAGAAGAAGGCCGAUGCGAGCGAGCUCAAGGACAAGGGUAUCCUGAAAGGUAUGGUUGUCUCGAAUCUUUUGUAUCACAUGCUGAUUAGCUUCAGGCAACCCCGGAGACUCUUUGGCCGGCAAGAAAGACGAGCUCCAAAAAGCUAUGCAAAAGGUCGGCUUAUUGAUCUUACAAGGUAUACGCGACUGACACUGGGUAGGACGUUCUCGACAACGAGAUCGCUCAAAGACCUCACCCCGAGGAGCUUGUGUCGAAGGGUAUCCUUUCUCGUAAGUGGCUAUAUAAUGCUACAGUGGUAUCUGACGAGCAAAAUGUAGCCGAUGAAGCCCCCAGGACCAACUGAGCGGUGUAGAUCUCAGCAGAUGAGGACAGGAAGGAGAAUAUCAGGAUCGGAUGAAAUUGGGACAGACUUGGCUCGCGACUUGCCGGGUGUAAUUUUACCAUGUAGCUUGUAGUAUAUGCAGCACCAUGCUCGAUCGUCGUACAUA